CUACCCAAGGGGAAUAACUCUACUGAUUACGCCAAGCUGGGGAUUUUUUUCUGUAUUAAUCCAGAAAAUGUGUUCCUUUUCAGAGAUAAAAAUAAGCUUGAGCAAUGGCAAAGAGCUAAAGUUUUCUCACCCGGCGGGUCAGACGGAUGGUAGUGUAGAUUAUCCACAACUUCAGAAAUCGGUAAAACAUAUCCAAGAAGAGAGUAACAAAGCACUAACCGACGCAAUAAACGCCGAAAAAACAGCCAGUUUGGAAUCAAAUAAUUUGAACACAAAUAAAGAUGAUGCAAUGGAUGAUGAAGAUGAGGACGAUGAUGAUGAUGAUGAUGAUGAUAAUGAUAAUAGUGUUGAGCCUGCAGAGAAGAAAUUAAAAACCUGAUAAUAUGAACUUCUGUGAUAAAUAUAAACAUUCCAUCUAGAAUGAUCCAUGUGACUCACUAAGGCAAGGAACCAAUCCCCUAAUCGUUUCUGUAAAGUGCCCCAUGGAACUCCAGGCCGAACUUUUGAACCAGGAACGGAAUUGGAUACACUUAGUAAUCAUCUUGUUUUUAAUACUCUACAAAAAUGCCUAAGGCUCCACCAAUUUUAGUACAGGCUUGUUCAGGUUCUUUGGACAAUUGCGAAUCGAUUGACAGACUUUGAAUUUUGAUGUGAAGUCACAAUUCCAUGAUGGCUGCAGUGAUAGCAUGAUUGGUUCCUGGUUCAUAUACCUGUAUUUGUAGUACUUGUACUUGCUUAUAUACAUGUAAUAUAGAGGCAUUAGAACUUUAGUGACACUGAUGUGCAGUACCUAGUUAGGCCUCACCAAUUUGAAGCCUUGUUCUUCAGGCCUAACCAAUUUGAAGCUUUGUUCUUCAGAACACCUUUAACACUGAUUUUAAUUUGGCACAAGUGGCUAUAUACAGGUAUGAGCCUGAAUAACUAAAAUUUAAAUUGGUUUGGUCUUACCACUGCUAUGAAGGUUUCUGCUAAGUGAAGAAAAGUACUAAAAAAUAAGACAAAUUAUAUAAAAAUUUCUUUUAUUAAAACCUCUCUAAAUAUUUUUUUAAACAAAAAUUUGGAAAAUAAAUGAAAGCUAUAAAGAAUU
This is a messenger RNA of Patella vulgata (common limpet), 1087 nucleotides long. RefSeq names its product trigger factor. The record is from RefSeq and is a predicted model, not a curated record. NCBI's taxonomy places the organism in Eukaryota, Metazoa, Mollusca, Gastropoda, Patellidae. The transcript is spliced from 2 exons. The coding region runs from base 68 to 379 and encodes 103 amino acids.